CAAGAUCACACAUGACUAUUUUUAGGCUUACACAUUGAGAGAAUGUGAUGAAUCCAAUGUUUAUGAACAUUCCAAAAGUAUAUGCCUCGCGCAAGUCACACAGCGGCUCAGUUCCGUUCUUUUUCACCUCCGCGACAGCGCAGCUCAGCCAUGGCCGGGAUUGUGAAGCCGCCGGGCGCUUUCACGGUGACACCUCACAAGGUCUCCGUUUGUAUCCUGGUUAGCUUCUACGCUCCGCCGGAACAAGACACUAUUCCUUUCCCUUUCACCUCCGUCUCUCAGCACAACGGCCUCGCUCUGUACCUAAUCGCUCUAAUCAAGUCAUGCGAGGACAUUUUUGAGCCGAAGCUAGAUGAGUUGAUUGAGCAGUUGACGGAAAUCUCAGGAACAUUGCAUGAAUGGUUGAGUGAGAACUUGAAACAGAGGUUAUCAUCUAUAGAUUCCCCGGAUGAUUUGUUUAACUUCUUUAACGAGUUGCAAGACAUGCUAGGGGGCUCUGAUUCUACUGAAAUAGAUGAUGAUCAAAUCAGUCUGGAUCCUAGUAGCAACAUUGGAAUGUUUGUUCGUCGAUGCUUGCUUGCUUUCAAUAAUUUGUCAUUUGAGGCUGUCUGUCACCUUGUGUCAAAGAUAAAGAUGUACGUCAAGGAGUCACUCUCAACAAGUCCCCCAUAUGAUUUUCUGAAUUUCGAUGACACCGACUGCAGUCCAGAAGAACAAAUGGCGUAUGAGAAGAUGGAACUGGAGAGCAUUGACAUUGUUUAUGAAAAUGUCAACGAGAAAAUUGAAGUGGAAAGAGUUGUUAACGAACUAGUUCCAUUUCAUAACCAUGCCCCUAAAUUAAUUGUUGGGUUAGUUGAAGGGACUACACAAUUUGAAUUGCAUCUUGUCUGGCAUCUUCACCUUUUAGUCUGUACAAUAGCUUCCUAAUUGUUGGUUCAUGCAUUUAAAAUAAUUUGGACGAUUGUAUAUUUUAAAUUUCACAUGCAGACACACAAACAAAUAUAUAAGGAUAGAGAGAGAGUGUCUGUGGAAGGUCAAGGUCUGGAGGGCAAAGAUUAUAGUUCUAGGGCAGUUUUAUUUGGGGUUUGCAUGGUUGUUUUACAUUUACUAGCUCUCUUUUUUUUCUUUCGUUGUUUGUUUCAACCUGUCUUUAUAUUGUUUGGAAUAAACUCUCUACCUUUGUAGGUGGGGGUAAAAUCUGUGUACAUCCACCCUCUCCAGAUCCCACUCGUCGGAUGCUACAGGAUCGUUAUAAC
Cuscuta campestris is the source of this 1256-nucleotide messenger RNA. Lineage: Eukaryota; Viridiplantae; Streptophyta; Magnoliopsida; Solanales; Convolvulaceae. The record is from the annotation of a GenBank genome assembly.